AUGGUUGCAAGGGAUCGAUUUGGUAGAUUUGUGGUUGUCGAUGGGUAUGAGGUGUAUUAUGGUGAUUGUGUUGCCACGGUUACUGGGUUGGAUGCAGAUAGACUAGGUUAUUUUGACAUUGAAGAUGAAAUAAAGAAGUUGGGAUAUGAAAAUUGGGGUAGAAUAUGUUAUAAGCAUCGGACAACACGUGAAUUUAAAGAUAUAACAGAUGAUGCUGGUGUUAUGGACUGUUUGGGUCAAAUGGUAUCUGAAGUUGCUGAGGUAGACCAAGCAAAGGAUACUAGUGAAAAGCUGGUUGAUACUAGUGACAAGCUGAUUUGUGCUGAUAAGAUGGUUGUGAAGUGA
Molecule: messenger RNA, 345 nt
Organism: Striga asiatica
Lineage: Eukaryota; Viridiplantae; Streptophyta; Magnoliopsida; Lamiales; Orobanchaceae
Source: the annotation of a GenBank genome assembly